Molecule: messenger RNA, 2444 nt
Organism: Grammomys surdaster
Lineage: Eukaryota; Metazoa; Chordata; Mammalia; Rodentia; Muridae
Gene: Glb1l2
Product: galactosidase beta 1 like 2
Exons: 20
Coding region: 1-1959 (652 amino acids)
Biological process (GO): carbohydrate metabolic process
Cellular component (GO): vacuole
Molecular function (GO): beta-galactosidase activity
Source: RefSeq, a predicted model, not a curated record
AUGCCCAAGUGGAGCCUGCGGCGGAGGCCGGGCCGCACACUCGGACUCCUGCUGCUGCUGGUCUUGAGCUUCCUGGUGCUCCGCAGGUAUCUGAAUCCCAAGGUGGGCAGCUGUGUCCGUGAGGGGGCUCUGAGGUUGAACUGGAGCACUCUGGUUCCUCUAUGGCUCCAACGUCAGCGCCUGGGACUUCGAACAAAAGGCACAAACUUCAUGUUGGAAGACUCCACCUUUCAGAUUCUGGGGGGAUCCAUACACUAUUUCCGUGUGCCCAGGGAAUACUGGAGGGACCGUCUGCUCAAAUUGAAAGCCUGUGGCUUAAAUACCCUCACCACCUAUGUGCCAUGGAACCUUCAUGAGCCAGAAAGAGGCAAAUUCGACUUCUCUGGGAACCUGGACCUAGAGACCUUUAUCCGGCUGGCUGCGAAGAUUGGGCUGUGGGUAAUUCUGCGACCAGGGCCCUACAUCUGCAGCGAGAUUGACCUUGGGGGCUUGCCCAGCUGGCUCCUCCAAGACCCUGACAUGAAACUGAGAACAACUUACCAUGGCUUCACUAAGGCAGUGGAUCUUUACUUUGACCACUUGAUGUCCAGGGUGGUGCCACUUCAGUAUAAGCAUGGGGGACCUAUCAUUGCGGUGCAAGUGGAGAAUGAAUAUGGUUCCUAUAACAAAGACCGUGAAUACAUGCCUUACAUCAAGAAGGCUUUGGAAGACCGUGGCAUCAUUGAGAUGCUCCUGACCUCAGACAACAAAGAUGGCCUAGAAAAGGGAGUCAUCGAUGGAGUGCUGGCCACCAUCAACUUACAGUCUCAACAGGAGCUGAUGGCACUGAACAGUGUUCUCUUAUCUAUACAGGGGAUUCAACCCAAGAUGGUGAUGGAGUACUGGACAGGGUGGUUUGAUUCAUGGGGUGGCGCCCACAAUAUCUUGGAUUCCUCUGAGGUCCUGCAAACAGUGUCUGCCAUCAUCAAAGACGGCUCCUCCAUCAACCUGUACAUGUUCCACGGAGGUACAAAUUUUGGCUUCAUAAAUGGAGCCAUGCAUUUUAAUGACUACAAGGCUGAUGUUACCAGCUAUGACUAUGAUGCUAUAUUGACAGAGGCUGGAGACUAUACUGCCAAAUAUACCAAGCUUCGAGAACUCUUUGAAACCUUCUCAGGUGUUCCUCCACCUCCUCCACCUGAGCUUACUGCUAAGAUGGUCUAUGAGCCAGUGAGUCCAUCUUUCUACCUAUCACUGUGGGAUGCUAUCCAGUACAUGGGUAAGCCAGUCACAUCUGAGAUACCCAUCAACAUGGAGAACCUGCCAGUAAACAAUGGUAAUGGGCAGGCCUUUGGGUAUGUUCUGUAUGAGACCACCAUCUUUUCAUCUGGUGUCCUUAGUGGCCUCGUGCGUGACAGAGGACAGGUCUUUUUGAAUAGAGUAUCCAUAGGAUUCCUGGACUAUAAAACAACGAAGAUCACUAUCCCCUUGACCCAGGGUUACACCAUACUGAGGAUCUUGGUGGAGAAUCGUGGGCGAGUCAACUACGGAAAUAAUAUUGACAGUCAGCGCAAAGGUUUAAUUGGAAAUCUCUAUCUGAAUAAUAAACCCCUGAAAAACUUCAAAAUCUACAGCCUGGAUAUGACAAAGCAGUUCCUUCAGAGGUUCGACAUGGACAAGUGGAGCAUCAUACCCAAAGAACUUACCUUUCCUGCUUUCUUCCUGGGUGCCUUGUCAGUUGGCAUUUACCCUUCUGACACAUUUCUGAAGCUGGAGGGCUGGGUGAAGGGGGUUGUAUUCGUCAAUGAUCACAACCUUGGACGCUACUGGAAUGUAGGACCUCAGGAGACUCUCUACCUCCCAGGUGUCUGGCUGGACAAAGGACUCAACAAGGUUAUCAUUUUCGAAGAGACGAUGUCAGGUUCCAUGGUACAGUCUACUGAUGUCCCCCACCUGGGCAGGAACCAGUAUGUUAACUGAACAGCAGCCCCAGCAGCCCCUGCUUCGGUUGACAGCUUCCUUCCUUCCUCUCCUUCAGGAGAAGUCAUCAUAACUAGCAGCCUCAGGGAAUGAAGGGCUAUAGUCAACUCAGGCCAAAAUCCUAAGCCUGAGGGGACUGAAGAGAAGAUGGGGUAGCACUGUCUGGAUACACUCACAGUGAGAUGUCUCCUCUUCUGGUUUUGUGGACAGGCACUUUCUGCUCCUCUGAUCUUUCAGGGGAGGCCAUAGGGCCGUCUCUGAGGGUGGAGUAUGUAGUCAUAUCACCUUCGAAGAAGGUGCUGAACCUGGGUGGAUACUGUCCUCUUCUGGAAGUGAAAGCUUCACUGGUCAGCAUGCUGGUUCUAGGUAGGCUUUUUGAACAUUCCCAGCAGGAUAUAGCCACAUCUUAGAUAGUCUCUUUGUGCUCCUGAAUCUGUGGGUUUGUCAUUGUUUGUAGAGCCAAGAGAAAAGGGGGUCUUACAUGA